AUGUCUUUAGGUGCGGAGGCCAAGUUCACACGCGGUGUGAGUGGUCUCACCGGGCGUGAGGUGCGACUCAUACGUGUAGGCAAAAGUAUCACUUCACCAUUUCGUCAGAUUGCAGAUGCGAUUCAGGCAUCAAAGCCAAAUGACCGCAUUGAGAUUGAGAGUGGAAAAUAUUUUGAAACUAUUACAAUUCAACACCCAUUAGAAUUGUGUAGUGCAAAAGAUGGAGAACCACCUGUGAUUAUAUCCCGUGGACCAUGUUUAACCAUUAGAACCGAUGGACCUGUCCUUAUUCAGCGUUUAACUAUUUUAGCAAAAGGUAGUAAAGCCUCUGAAAGUCAAGGUGUAUUGAUUGAACAAGGAUCACCUAUUAUUCGUAAUUGUGAGAUAUCUUCUCUUUAUGUUACGAAUGAUGCAUCUCCACAGGUAUCGCAUUGUCAAAUUCAAAAUUCAGAUCAUGGUUUUGGUUUAUCUAUUACUGGAAAUAGUAGUGGAAUUUAUGAAAAUAAUGAUAUUAGUUAUCAUAACGCUGGUUGUGUACAUAUUAAUACAAGUGGGAAACCAGAUUUACAUUCCAAUCGUAUUACACAAAAACAUGAUCAAUGUUCUUCAGCUGUAUUUAUAAGUGGAAGAUUAUUAACUGUAUGUGAACCUUGUUUUCGAGAAAACAUUAUUAGAGGCGGUGGAGGGACUUCCGCUCAGGAUGAAAUGGAUCCCGCAUCUGUACAUUCCCCUCAAAUGUUAGCUGAAACUAAUGCAAAUGGAUGGACAGGUCUUGUUUGUGUGAUGGAUGGAGCUGUACCUUUUCUUAUGGGAAAUUUACUUUGUAAUGGUAUUGGUGGAUUUUACUUUAAAAAUUGUAAUAUUCCACCAGAUCAUUUUCGUGGAAACCGUAUUGUAAAUUGUGUAGGAUGGGGUAUUAUAGUUGCGGAGGAAGCCUUAUUAUGUGUUCAGGGAAAUGAUAUUCUAUCUUGUGGUGGUGGUAUUCAUGUUUAUACGAAUAGUAGUAGUAAUAGUAAUAGUAAUAGUAAUAGUAAUAAUAAUCUUAAAAAUAGUGGUCAUUCUUCUAAUGGAGGAAAUUCAUCAUCAUCAUCAUCUUCUUCUUCUAGAGUCACAUUACUUAAAUGUGAUUUGAAAAAGAAUGUUCAUUAUGGUGUCUUGAUUGAUCACUCCGUUGUUACUAUGAAUGAGUGUAAUAUAUCUGAAAGUUCUAUUGGUGUUGCCUUAUUUGGAAAUUGUGCAGAUUGUAUCAUUUCAAAAAAUGUAUUAACCAAUAACACACUCGCUGAUUUCUCUAUUACACGUCAUGGUGUUGCUACUAUUGAAAAUAACAUUAUUUCUGGUUCUCAUGGAAAUAGUACAUAUGGUAUUAUGGUCCAAAAUAGUUCUCAUCUCACGCUUCUUUCAAAUGUGAUUGUGGGAAAAGCGACGAGUGUUUAUAUUCGUGGUGGAAGUUCUCUAGUGGCUGAAAAGAAUGCCCUGCGAGAGUCCUCUGUACAUCACGUGGUGCUUGUAGAGAGUAGUAAAGCCACAUUGAAAGAAAAUACAUUGGAAAGUACGGCGUGUGCGACGGUAGUGGUAACAGAGAAAAGUGAAUGUACCGCCCGUGGUAAUGUUAUGUAUUCUAGUCUUAAAGAAGGUAUAUUGGUGGAAAAAGGGGGUAAAGCGAAUUUAGAACGAAACAGUAUGAGUUCUAUGGAGGAAACAAUUUAUGUGAAAUCAGGAGGAUAUGUAUAUGUAGAAGAAAAUGAUGUCACCCUUGGUUAUCAUGGAAUUGUAGUAGAAGGAGAGGGAAGUAAUUGUAUGGUGAUGAAUAAUCGUUUUUGUAAUAUGCGGGCAACGGCGGUAUAUGCACUUGAACAAGCCACUGUUACGAUAAAGGGAAACUCUCUCACUGGGAUCGCAAUAGUUGGUAUUCAAGUAGGUUUAAGCGCUAAAGCCCUUGUGGAAAACAAUACAGUUAAAAAAUGUAAAGGAGGGGCUAUACAUAUAGAUGGUCUUGGAACAGAAUGUCAAGUACUUCAAUGUCGAAUGGAAAGUGUGGAAUACGGUAUACGGUGUUCAAGAGGAUGUUCUGCUGUUAUUCAAGGAAAUCAAAUACGUUUUUGUAAAAGUUUUGGUGUAUCAUGUGAAUUAAGUGAAUCUGUAACCGUUUAUGAAAAUAAUAUAUUCGGUGCAGAUAAUGGUAUAAUACUUUCUGGUGGUGGUGGUGAUUUUCAUGAUAAUCAUAUUGAAGAAUGUGAAGUGGGUAUAUUAGCCGCUGCAGAUGCCUUUGCUAUGGUGAAAGAUCAUAAGAUUUUAAACUGUACUGUUGGUUUAUUACUUCAAAUGGGUACUUAUAUCCGUUUUAGUCAUAAUAGUAUUCAAAAAUCUAAACAGUUUGGUGUGAUGGUACAAGGUCCUUCUGUAGAUGUACAUAUACGUGAAGUUACUAUUGAAGAAUCUGGUAUAGCUGGUGUAUAUGUACGUGCAGGAGGAGCUUGUUCAUUUAUACAGUGUAUAUUAGAGAAUACGAAAGAGAAUGCGAUUCAACUAGAAGAAGCAGGUAAUGUAGUAUUUAAACAGUGUAUGAUGAAUCAUCAACGCUGCGGUGUGCUGGUGAUGAGUACAGAAACACAAGCUGAACUCCCACAACUUGUAAAUUGUACGAUUGAUGGUAAUAAUUGUGAAGAAGGUGUUGUUUGUCAUCGUAAUGGUAUGAUUCGCUUAGAACUCUGCAAGAUUCGUGCCUGUUGUAAACAAAAAGGAAGUGGUAUUGUUAUUCAUGAUGGGGCUGGUAUAGUGUUAUCUCAUUGCGAUAUUAUUGAAUGUUCACAUGUUGGGAUGAUGGCCGCUCCCACCUCACAUGUAUUGGCAGAACACACCACUAUUCAUGCAUGUAAAAUGGGAAUUAUGUUCACAUCACCAAAUGAAAAUGAAUCCCAUAGUCAGAAUUGUAAAGAAUCCACUGUGAACAGUAAAACGAACACUCAUAGUAACAAUAGUAGUCAUAGUCAUAGUUAUAAUACUACGCAACAAAAGGUUUUUCCGAGAUAUACACAAAUGAUGAUCAAGGAUUGCACAGAAGCUGGUAUUUACUAUGAACCUCAUAGUUGUGGUAUGAUAAGCUACACAACGGUAGAAAAAUGCCGCACAGGUGUAUUGGUGGAGUCUGAGAGUUGUAUGGUUUUGCAGACAACGGUAAUAAUUGCAUCUACAGAUUGUGGAAUUGUUCUUUGUGGUCAACUUGCAAAAGAUUCUGAACUCAGUGAUCUUACUAUUAGUGAUUCAGUUAAUUAUGGUUUGAAAGUUACUGAGAGUGAUUUCCAUGAUAAUAACAACUUGAAUACUAAUACAGAUAAUGAGACAUUUAUUACGAUUGAAAGUACAGAAAUCACACGAAAUGGAAAAGGUGGCGUAUUAUUACUCUUUCCACGUGUAUCUCUAGAGAGAUGUACUAUUAGCCAAAACACCGCAGCCGGUAUGGUGUGUAAAGGAAAUGGUCAACCACGAUUGAAAAAGUGUCACUUUGAGCAUAAUAAAGAGUUUAACCUUGAAAUACAAUCUGGAAGUGUACCUGAUAUUCAAGAUUGUGUUUUCGAACAUGCUCCUAUUGGAGUACGGGUGGAAUCCGCUGUUCAUAUGAAACGGUGUAUUGUUCAACAACUUGAUGUAGGCGUUGUGUUUAAUAUCUCUGAUCCAUCUAGUGUGUCUUCCACAAUAUUGGAGUGUGCUUUUGCAAAUAAUAGUACAGGCCUUUCAUCCGCUGGUGAGAUUUCUUCUUCUUCUUCUGAUGGUUCUACUGAUGGUUCUCUUUCUAUUCUUAUGGAGAAAUGUGUAUUUAACGAUAAUUCUGGUGUAAGUGUUUCUCUUGAAAAGGGACCACAAGUGCAGGUAAGAGCAUGUAGGUUUGAAUCUUCAACAGAUGCGAUAAAAGUAUUAGAUGAGGCAGAAACCGUUAUUGAUAGAUGUAAUUUUAAUGGAAAUUCAAAAGCUAUCAGUACAUUAAGUGCGAAACGUGUAGAAAUAAAGAAAUGCCAAUUUAUCAAACAGAUUAAAUUUUCAGUAAAUAUCAUGGGAAACUACGGUGAAGCCAGGAUAUUAGACAAUAAUUUUAGUGGAAGUGGUCAACAUGGUAUAUUCCUUUCCUCUGAGGGAAUUGUUGUAUUGGUAAGUGAUAACACAUUUGAAGGAGAAUUUUGUGGUAUGUUUAUACAGGAUACUCCACAAAUUCGUGUGUAUAAUAACCGUUUUCUUUCUUGUCAAACAGGUAUGGUGUUAAGUGGCUCAGAAAGUUCUGGACGUAUUUUCAGUAAUGUAUUUGAUAAAAAUAAGAUUGCAUGUCGUUGUGAACAAGAGUCUUCUCCACAAAUAUGGCGAAAUGCUUUUGAGGCAAGUAGUAACUAUGGUAUUUUAUCUAUUACAGGAGCAAAACCUAUUGUAGUAGAUAAUAUAUUUGAUAAAAAUUCAGAAUCUGGAAGUGCUAGUGUUUGUGUUCGUAAUGGUGGAGUAGGUCAUUUUGCCCUUAAUCGAUAUACGAAUAAUGCAUGUGCUUUAUGUUUAGAAGAUACAGGUGAAACUGUACUUGUUAAUAAUAGUAUGUUUCUUGGAAAUACUCUGGGUAUACAAAUAAAAGAAGGAGCCGCUGUUAAUACUAUUGGAUGUACAUUUGCUGAAAGUAUUUCUGGAGAUAUUCAAGCAUUUGGACGUAUUGAACAGGGACGAUGUGUCUUUGCAUAUAAUAGUUUCGCUUCAAAAAGAUGUAAUGCUGUUACUGUAAGUGAAUAUGCUACUAUAAUUAUGUUUCGAUGCCUUUUCUUUGGUGAAGAUGGUAAAGGAUUUAUACAAGGAAAUAUGGGAACAGGUAUGGUAGUGGAAUGUUUAUUUUAUGAACUUCCCUGUGGUGUUCUUAUACAGGAAAAUGGAAAUGGAACUAUCAUGAAUAGUGUAUUCAUUCGAUGUGUAACGGCAGUGGAAGUGUUAGGAGAUGCCAAUCCACUCUUUUACAAUUGUCUCUUUCUUAGUCAACCACAUAGUAAAUUAGUGGUGCUAAACACAUCCUUAUCCUCAUCCUUAUCCUCACCAACAUUUCAUCUUUGUAAUUUUGUGGGAGUAUCAAAAAUACAAUAUCCCUUGUUAUCUGCAAGUGGUGGUGGAUUAGUAGAGAAUUCCUCCUUUAUAACGGGUGGUACGGCUGUAUUGUUAGAGGAUGGUUGUACAUUGACAUUACGCAAAAAUAUCUUUCUUGCAGGUAAUAUUGGAAUCACAAUGAAUGAACGCUCUCAAGGAAAGGUGGAGGGAAAUAGUUUCUAUCGUCAUUCAGUGGCAGCAGUGAAAAUUAUGGAAAAUGCGAGUGGAGAAUUAACAGGAAACGCCUUUGAACAGCCAUUAGAGAAUGGUGCUAUUCUUGCAGGUCCACAUAAUGUGAUUAUAGAUGCCUGUAAAGUUCUGGAUUCAAGUAAAGACCGCACGGUUAAGAGGACUAUAGAUGAGAAGAGCACGGAAUCUCAAUUUAUAACAGUUAUCCUGGACUAUUUAAGAGCCGCCCCAUACUGGGUAAGAAGAGGAAUGAGUGAGAUAUCCUCUACUUCACUUCUACCAGAGUCUAUAUUAGCUGUGAUGUGUGCAAAGAAAGAAGAAGAAGAGGAAGAAAAGAGGACGGAACCUGGAGAAGAAGAAGAAGAGAAAGAACAAAAGACGGCAGAACAGGAAAAGGAAGAGGAAGAAAAGAAAAAAGAGAAAGAUAAAUCCAAGGCAAAGGCGGUUGAAGGAAUAAGAGAGGAUAAGAAUAUUUCAAAUAAAAAGGAACUACAAAAACAAGAUCGUGGAGGUAAAAAGAAAUCUAAUAAAGGUGCUCAAAAAAGGAAACUCGUAGAAGAGUUUUCCUUUGUUCCAAGUGACUGUAUUAAUAGUAUACCGAAAAAUGUUCAGGAUACUUUAUUGGCUUGGGUCAAUCAUCAAGGUAUUACAUUAAGUGUGGAAAAACCAAAACGUUCUUCAAUCCCAGAUAGAAGAAAUCUCUCCAUUAGUAUAGGAAUGCUAAAGGAUGUGGAUGAUCAAGUAACUGCGGUAGCACAAUUUAAACGAGAUAGAGAGCGUGGUAUGACUACGGUUGGUAAUGAAACCGAUAAGGUACGGGGUGCCAACACAAAGCAUCACAAACUUAAGAAGGAUGAAAAGGAACCAGUGGUUUCUACACAUAAUGUAUCUCAAGAAGGAACGGAAAAACUUUCCACCAUAGAUACAUUGCAAGAUUCUCUCCCAUCUCCACCUACUAGUAUUGGUGAAGGUGCUUCUACUACUGUUCUUCCUGUUCCUAUUGCUGCUACUGCUACUACUACUACUACUACUACUACUACUACUGCUAUUACUAGUAAGACUAAUAAAACGAGACAAUCUUCACGACGUACUGUAAAAAGUGGAGAACAGAAGUGUUCACGUGCUGCUAAACACACAGCGCGGAAACGGCGUCGAUUUCUCCCACCACCUCUACGAAGUACAGCUGAGAAUGCACAACCGAGAAAACCUCCACAUAGAGGUCCAUUAUCAACGAUUGCGGGUUGUAUGUAUGCUUGCAGAGCUGAAACUGUUCCGCAUCGUAAGCCAAGAAAAAAGAUCGUACCGAGAUCUACUUCUAUUUCAAUGGUGGGAGAAUCAGGAAUAAUGGAUUUUAGUGUUCCAGGUGGAUCAUACUCGAUGUUAUUGGACGCGGAGGAAUCAGCUAUUCGUAGUGAAAAGGCGAAUGCUUCCAGAAGCGGAUACAGCAAUAUAUCUAAAAGCAGUUAUCGAUUAUCUUUUGGAAGUUUAUCUUUAGAAAGAAGAAUACGUAGCCGUGGCAGUAGUAAACUUGGUUCUUCAAUUUUAUUUGAGGCAAAAGAAGGGAAUAUAAGUCAUGCUGAAAGUAGUGGUCAAUUGAAAUCAGGGGAUUCCCCAUCUCUUGCUGCUAGUUUACGCGCCUCUCUUCGUGCCGGAAGUUUAGUACAACUGAAUGAAAUGGAUGAAAGUGCACCGAUAGAAGGUUCUUCUACUGAAGUUUCCGGAAAGCAUGGAGAGUUGCGGGUGGAAAAGCAUUUCAAAGGGAAGCGUGAUCAGAAAAAAGAUAAUAAUGAUGAUAAUAAUGACAGCAGAAGUAGUAGUGGUAGUGGUGAUCUUCUUAAAACCAUCAAUGAUGCGGGUGAAACCCAGCCUUGUCGGAGUGGUAGUCAAGGUGUAUUAGAGGGGAUGGAAUUAGAUACGGAAAGUGAUGAUUCAACUGGUGCUGUUAAAAAACGUAGAAAAUUUCCCUUUCAAAAGGGUGUACAUAAAACAGAAGGUGUUAAUGCAAAGAAGGGAAUAAAUAACCUAAACGAUAGUGAAGGUAGUGCCAGUAAUUUGGAAAUAUCACAACUUGGAAUAGUGAAUGCAGAGUCAGGUUUACCAGGAUCUCUAGGUGUUGGCUUAAAUGAUAAUACAGAUACUCAGAAUUUAGUUGAUGGAGCAACAGGUAAAAAACGUUUAUCCAAACAAUAUAAAUCAAGUAACCGACAUGUUUUAGGUGAUAAUGAUCCUUCAAACUUGUUUUCAUCUUUUGAUACCUUGCAAACCAGUGACCAGGGAGAUGGAACAGAUUUGGGAAAAUCUCGUCAAGGAAAAGAAGGUGUAAAGUCGAUGAAAAAGGUAUUAACGCAGGAUAAGAAAAAUAAAGAAGAAUCUCUUUCACCCGCAGACGAUAUUACUGCCGCUGAUCAAACAAUAGAGAGUUUAACUUCAUCAGUGUCAAUGGCUAAGAGAAAUAAACGUGAAUGUAUGACUCGUGCCCCACCAAAGAAAAAAAAAGGAGUAGCUGCACUUUCCAGACAACAAAAAGAUAAAACUUUAACGUAUUCUGAAAGUGGAAAAGAAUUAAGUACUACUUCUUUAGAUCAUUAUAAAUCUAAAUCAUCUGGAGAAUCUGUAGAGAGAAAGGGUACACAAGAAGGAUAUGUGGUAUCUAUGGCAACUUUAUCAUCUACUACUUAUCCAACUGCAGCAUCCUUAUCUUCACCAUCAAAGAACAAACUUCACGAGAAGCAGCAUCAGGGUAAAGAAGAACUAUUUAAAGGUACAAAAACUUCUUCAGAGAGUAGUGGUACUGUAUAUUUGCCCAGAUUAACCGCAUCAUCUCUACCUAGUUCUGUGUUAAGUAGCAGACUAGAAGAUAGUAGUGAUGCCACAGAUGAAUUACGCACUAUAGCUUUAUCUGAAAGAGGAUGUGAUUUACUUGAGCAACUUCAACAAAAUGUACUCCAGACGGACACCGCCUUACAAAAACGUUUGCAAGCCUUACGAGAAGAGGCAAAAGUGCGUAAGAAGGCAAAAUCUCCUGAAGCAGCAGCAGCAUCAGCAUCAGCAAGAGUAUCCCCUACAUUAAGAUCAACACCUGGUGGUUUAUCGACUAUCGGUAGUUAUCGUAGUGUUGAUGAUACUAGGAUUUGGAAAGAAGGAGAAGGAGAAGGAGAAGAGGAAGAAGAAGAAGAAAUGGAAGAUAUUAUAGCCUUACUUCGUUGGCUUGCAGAUAUGCGUCAGAAGAAGUUAUUAAGUAAUAAUCGUUUUAAUCUUGCUGUUGAAUCCAUUCGUGAAAACACGAAUGUACCAUUUUUCCUUUGUGAAGGCAAUAGUGCUGGUGGGGCCCCAACCCUUAUUGUGCGAUUACCAAAAACAGAGGAUGAGGCUGUUGUGAUUCCACUCUUAGAGGACACUCCACUGGAGAUGGAAACCGUCACUCAACAAAUACUGCAGGAGUAUGGUGAAAAUACCAAAAUACAACUCCGUACUCCUUCACCAAAUGACACGGCAUCUGCUACGCAUCAUCCAUCCAUGAUGUAUAGAAGACCAAGUUUACCCUUACUCUCAUAUGAUGAGAAGAGAAGAAGAAGAAAUAUGGAACAAGAGACAUUAGAUACACCUGUUGUUCCUCAUAAGAAGAGUGGGAAACCACCAUUAUAUAUGGCCUAUGCUAAACUACCGCGAGGUCACUUUAAUGGUCGUAAAGAACUCCCUGAAGUAUUGAAAGCAGCUUUUAAAUCUCGACCAUGGCAACAGGCAUCUCUACAUUAUCCUGUUAUUCAAGAUUCAAAUGAUACACAAGCUGCACACCCAUAUGGUACAUCCACAACGUUGGCACUGCAUGGCAAUGGAAAAGAUACAAAUUCUCUUCUUACUUUAAGUAAAGCUCUACGUCAUCCAGAACAAUUAUUACCGUUUAAUCCUGCAAAUCCACAGGCAUCAUCUCCCUAUAACAAAUCACCUGGAGUAGCAGCUUAUAUAGCCACUGGAACGAAAAAUUUUAUGGUGUAA
This is a messenger RNA of Trypanosoma theileri, 9291 nucleotides long. RefSeq lists its product as uncharacterized. The transcript has a single exon. Lineage: Eukaryota; Euglenozoa; Kinetoplastea; Trypanosomatida; Trypanosomatidae. Bases 1 to 9291 code for a protein of 3096 amino acids. The record is from RefSeq and is a predicted model, not a curated record.